AUGGAGAACGCUAGCUCCCCCGCUGCCCCCGCCCUGCACUUGCUCACCUCUUACUUCAUCGACAGCAUCCUGGACAGCCAGAGCCCCGACGCGGGACACCACGCGGGAGACCCCGUCCAGCCGCCGAACCCACCCCAGGCCCAUCUGAUGGCGGAAAAAAUGCCACCAGAACUCCCGGUGAGGAGCGGCGCGGACAAGGGGAAGGGAGAAGAGGAAGCUGGAGGGAGCGGCGAUCCAAACAUCCCGGCGCAGAACGCAGCAGGCAACGCCGUCGAGGCUCCUGGGCCCGCGCAGCCGAAGAGGAAGCAGCGCCGCUACCGGACAACCUUCAGCAACUACCAGCUGGAGGAACUGGAGCGCGCCUUCCUCAAGUCUCACUACCCAGAUGUGUUCACCAGGGAGGAACUUGCAGCGAGGCUGGGCCUUAAUGAAGCCAGAGUUCAGGUUUGGUUUCAAAAUCGAAGGGCAAAGUGGAGGAAACGAGAGAAAACUGAAAUUUUAGGGAGCAUGCCAAACCUGGCCUUGACACAUCCCUUGGGUGUGUACUUGGACGUGCCAUUCAGUCAAACACCUUUCCUUGACUCCAUGUGGAGAUCAGUGCCAGUCUCACCCAUGGCUAUGCCAGCUUUGGCACCACCUUUAGGCCCACCAGCCUUUACUCCCUUUGGCCUCACCUGGGCAUCCGUAUUGCGGAAUCCAGUUAUGAGCCCCCAGUUUGGAAGCAACUUGGCAGAUAUGCCCUUGAAUGAUAAUCAUGGGUACUGUGCUUAG
Messenger RNA from Zootoca vivipara (common lizard), 771 nucleotides. It is a transcript of the gene ESX1, whose product is annotated as ESX homeobox 1. The record is from RefSeq and is a predicted model, not a curated record. Gene Ontology annotation, biological process: regulation of transcription by RNA polymerase II. NCBI's taxonomy places the organism in Eukaryota, Metazoa, Chordata, Lepidosauria, Squamata, Lacertidae. Gene Ontology annotation, molecular function: DNA-binding transcription factor activity, RNA polymerase II-specific; RNA polymerase II transcription regulatory region sequence-specific DNA binding.